Messenger RNA from Momordica charantia (bitter melon), 1504 nucleotides. RefSeq lists its product as uncharacterized. Lineage: Eukaryota; Viridiplantae; Streptophyta; Magnoliopsida; Cucurbitales; Cucurbitaceae. The record is from RefSeq and is a predicted model, not a curated record.
UGCAAAAUUGAAUGUGAUGUCUCUUCCCGGAGAAGCGAUUCAAGGCUGGAAAGUUUUGGUGUUACGGCCAAAGGAUGCCUUAUCUCCUUUCAUUAGAGCCAUUUUUGUUAUCUCCGCCGUUGCUUCGUUUUCUCUCUUCUUCUACCUAACUUUUUCCGACCAAAACCCCGCCGGCUGCGUCGGCUGCCACGGCGCACUCCGGUAUUCUAAUCACCGGAAAAUCAAGGCGGCUUCUUCCGAUGAAGGCGAAUUACGUGGCACGAAUAUAUCCCAUGUCGUGUUCGGCAUUGGUGGGUCCGUGAUGACGUGGAACGAGCGUCGCCAUUACUGCGAGCUGUGGUGGAAGAAGAACGUUACUCGUGGGUUUGUUUGGCUCGAAGAGAAACCUGCCUUUCCCUGGCCGGAAAACUCCCCGCCCUACCGGAUCUCCGAUGACACCUCCAGAUUCAACUACACUUGUUGGUACGGUUUUCGAUCUGCUAUUCGGGUGGCUAGGAUUAUCAAAGAGACAUUUGAACUUGGGUUGGAGAAUGUGCGAUGGUUCGUGAUGGGGGACGACGAUACGGUCUUCUUCACGGAGAAUUUGGUGGAGUUAUUGGGUAGAUACGAUCACAACCAAAUGUACUACAUCGGAGCUAAUUCUGAGAGUGUGGAACAAGACAUUGUUCAUUCUUACACCAUGGCUUAUGGUGGUGCCGGAUUCGCUAUUAGCUACCCGCUCGCGAUAGAACUGGUCAGAAUUUUAGACGGUUGCAUAAAUCGUUAUGCCGAUAUGUCCGACCAAAAAAUUCAAGGCUGCCUGAGUGAGAUUGGUGUCUCCGUCACCAAAGAGCUUGGAUUCCACCAGGUGGAUAUUAGAGGAAACCCAUACGGGCUAUUAGCAGCCCAUCCAGUAGCGCCAUUAGUGUCGCUCCACCACCUGGAUUACGUGCAGACCAUAUUCCCGGCCAUGUCGCAGCCCGACUCGCUCAAGAGGCUCUACAGCGCCUACAAAACGGACCCGAGUCGAGCCCUUCAGCACACCUUCUGCUACGACGCGGCUCGUAACUGGUCCGUUUCGGUCUCGUGGGGCUACACGGUUCAGCUAUAUCCAUGGCUCGCCACCGCCAAGGACCUGGAGACGCCAUUUCUCACGUUCCAAACGUGGAAGACGUCCAGCAAUGAGCCCUUCGCAUUCGAUACCCGACCCGUCAGUUCUGACCCGUGCCAAAGACCCAUUUUGUUUUUCUUGGACGCGGCGGACCGAUUGGACGGCCGGCGGACGGUGACGAGGUACCGGAGAUACGUUGAGGAGGUUGACAAGGAGUGUGAGCGGUCGGAUUACGUUCCGGCGUUGGGUGUUCGGUUUUUCGACGUCUCCGCCCCGGAGUUCGACCGCCGUCUCUGGAGACAGGCGCCACGUAGACAGUGCUGCAAUGUCUUCCAUAGUGAGAAUACAAUGGUGGGUACAAUCGAAGUCCAUAUUAGAGAUUGCAAUCUGUUUGAAAGUGUUACACCUCCCUAA